AUGGAGAGUCUUCUUCGUGACAGGAAAAAAAAUCUUAAACCAACAAAUACAAUAUUGACAAAUAAUUUAGGUGAAAAAUAUGAAAUAAAUAAUGAAGGUUUUUGUAAAAAAAUUAAUGAUAAAUGUUUACCAUUUGUUGUUGAUAAUAAACCUGAUUUAGAAGUUGUUAAAAUAAUAGAUGGUGUUUAUUUAAGCUCACAAGAUCCAAUUUAUUGUUAUGAUAUAUUAAAAGAGCAUAAAAUUCAACAUAUUUUAAGUCUUGGAAUUGAGCCAGAUAUAAAAUUUUCUGGUAUAUCAUAUUAUUUUAUUGAGAUACUUGAUUUACCAGAAUUUAACUUGACAAGUUAUUUUGAUAAAUGUUUUAAUAUUAUUGAUAAUUGUAAAGAUGAUAAUAUUUUGGUGCAUUGUAAUGCUGGUGUAUCAAGAUCACCGACAAUUAUCAUUGCUUAUUUAAUUAAAUAUGUAAAUAUGAAUUUUAAUGAGGCUUUUGAUACAGUUAAAAAAGCUAGACCUUGUGUAAGACCAAAUGAUGGAUUUAUCAAACAACUGAAGAUCGCCCAUGAAGUGGCAAGUUAA
This is a messenger RNA of Aphidius gifuensis, 576 nucleotides long. Its product is annotated as dual specificity protein phosphatase 19. Gene Ontology annotation, molecular function: JUN kinase phosphatase activity. The transcript has 2 exons. The record is from RefSeq and is a predicted model, not a curated record. Gene Ontology annotation, biological process: regulation of MAP kinase activity; protein dephosphorylation. Gene Ontology annotation, cellular component: cytoplasm. Bases 1 to 576 code for a protein of 191 amino acids. Lineage: Eukaryota; Metazoa; Arthropoda; Insecta; Hymenoptera; Braconidae.